GGCCGGGGAAACCUGAUGCUAAUUAAGUCUUAGGAAUGCCACAUACUGACAUUGUAGUGCAGGAGCCCUCAGUGUGGCUCAGGCAUGGAGAGAGCCAGCAGCUUUUAUUUCUCACAGACGGUCGGAAAAGCCGGACUCAUCAAACCCUGGAGUUAAAGGAGGAGAGAGAGUGAGAGAGAUAACUUGACGCAAAAUGGGUUUAUUAACACCAGAGCUGUUGCUCCUGCUGUCUUGGGUAUCACUGCAAGCUGUCGCAGAGAUUUGCCGCGGGACGCACUGCUACGGCGCGGAAACCGGCGAUCCAAGACCGUGCACCGGAGCGCACUGUCCGGGGAGCAGGUCCUCCAGACCGCCUCGGCAGUUCAACCCAACAAGUCAGGGGAGAGCUGCGCAAAUAGUCACCAGCCAACAGUAUGCGCACCAGAGCUUUCAGAGAGACCCUUAUCCGGCUGGACAGCCUCUGCGCGGGCGGCACGGUGACAGCAGCAGCGGUACGCGGAGGAGAGCGCCUGAAGUUUACCCCGGGUGCACGGAUCCGGACUGUGUCGCUCCUGUGAAACAAUUUCAGCCCACAAAUGACACCCGAGAGUGUAGAGGGAUCGAGUGCAGACUGCCGUUCAGGAUACGGCCAAAAACUCGAGCGAAGCCAUGUGUGGGAGAGGGAUGUUUGGUCGGUUCAGAGGAGAGCGUCUCUUCAUCCACCGCCAGCCAGCUUCCUCCUCUCCAUCUGUCUGACAGAGCCGCGAUGUUCCUGGGAGAUUUUCCGGAGCUGGGUUAUCCGUCGCCAGAACUCGGCAGCGCGCCUUUGGGUGUCCAGCUCACAUGUGACAUCAAACCAGGUGAGAAUGAAGUUCCCUCCGAAGAUGCCCUCAUUCUGCACCUCCAGCUGGCAAAAGGACAGGAGAAGCUGGUGGAGGCCAUGAAAGCGCAGCAGGUCGUCAUCCGAGACCUGCAGCAGAAGCUCGCCGACCAACAGGAGGCGCUACUUUCCCAGCAGAGGGAGAUCCUGGGGCAGCAGCAGCGCAUGUACGAGCAGAUGGACGUGGUGAAAGCGCAGUACGGCCUCCUCUCAGACACCAUCAAACAGGUUUCCUUCCAGGGUCUGCAGGGCGAGCUGCAGAGCUACUUUGAAAGCCACAUGGCGGGUCUGCAGAGCCAGGCCCGCAGCCACCUGCAGAAGUCCUACGCAGUGCACAAAAUGGACGUGGACGCCAAAGUGAUGGAUGUAGUCGGAGAGGCUCAUUUCCCUCAGCCUCUUCUGGGAUGUCCCACGCCCUGUGGACAGGAGGAGUUCUGUGAUUUUCAGAAGGACCCGCCUCAGUGUGAGAAGUGCACCAUGUGUCCACCAGGCUUCUUUCUGAUCUCACAGUGUUCUCCGACUGCAGACAGGAUGUGCCAGGACAGAGAUGAAUGCCUUGAAUUACCCAACAUCUGUGGAGAGCGAGUGAAGUGCCUUAAUACUCCAGGAGGGUUCAGGUGUCUGGGAGCUUCUGAGAGAGAGGCAGUGAUGGGUCUUUGUGGUCACGGCUACUUUUACAACCCGGAGCUGCAGGAGUGUCAGGCGUGCACUGAGUGUGAUGGAGAGCCUCUCGCCGUUUCCUGCACAGCCGUCAGCGACGCCGUCUGCGGCCAGCCGUCAGAGAGCCGUCUGUCCCAAUCCUGGGCCGCCAAUGUGGCAGUUCCUCCUGCCGGCACCCCUGGCAUCAACAUCUUCCCCGGGCUUCAACUAAACAUCCGAGGCAAAGAGGUCACGGAUCUGUUGUCCAAUGAGGCAGGGCAGGUGAGGUUCCUGCAGCACGGCCUCGUCUGGUUGGACCAUAAUUUUGCGAUUAAGCACAGUUGCAGAAACUUCCUUCAGGUGGGGAUGAGGCUCAAUGGGAGCCAGGAAGAGGAGGGUCAGGACCUCAGCGGAGUUCGUAUUGAACAGCCAGAUGGGAAAUACUUCCAGGGUGUGAGCGUGAGCAGUGGGGUUGAGGUGGAGCCUAACCAUACGUUCACUCUGCAGCUGAGGAGUCCCAAUCACCACUGCAAUCAGAGCAAGGAUAUUCACAUCUAUGAUGUCAACACUCCCUCCUUCAGCCUGCUCUGGUUGUCUCAUGAUACCGGAGCUGUCGCCAUGACGGCUCAGAUGUCCCUGUUGGCACACUACCAAACAAGCUACCGUCCAACUCUCCGCCUGACCUCAGUCUCUGACCCGUAUAUGAUCAUCUUAACCCAUGACAACCGCGGUGUACGCUUCACAGAAAGCGGGGUUGUCAAGUUUGUCUUCCAACAGGCUCUGUACUCUAUGGGGAACACCUGCGUUCGAGAGGGUUUCUCCCUGAUCGCCCACACUAAUCAAAACGGGACUGGCCAGGAGGCGAUGCAAGCCUUCAAAACAGGCGUCCACUACAGGGACACCUCCAUCACCCUCUCUGGCACCGUCAGUGUGAAUAGCGGGGACACCCUAAGCUUUGAGAUUCAAUCUCCAUCCCAGUGCAACAUCCGCUACUUUGGCGACAACACCGGGAUCAGCAUACUUAGUCUGAUCUGGAUACCUUCAGCAGUGUCAUCAGCCCUGAGUGCCACGGUGUCCAGGACGGGUCUGCCCUCAGGAGCAGUGAGGAACAAACCGCUGUUAUUCCAUCAGAUCAGCCCGGACACCCCGCAGGUUCACUUGGCCCGAUCAGGAGAGCUGAGCAGCCGGAAAAACUUUAUCUUCCACGAGAAAGGCAUCGCGAACAUAGCCCUCAACCUGAAGCUGAUACACUCUUGCAAUGUUGUUAAGCUUACUUUGCAGCAGGUUGGGGGUCAGGGCGGGCAGGCAGGUCCUGUGGCUCAGCAGGUGUCUGGACAUAUGCCUGAAGGAAGCCAGUGGGCCAGCAUUGGGCUGAGGACCUCUUUCUCAGUCCAGAACGGUACCGCUGUCUUUGUCACUCUGGACUGCAUCCGCGGACGAGUUAACCAGAUAACACACGAGGGUGGCACUAACAUUUCAAUCCUCUGGGUUGCAGUGUAAUCAAGAAGAGGAUGAAGCAGUCAGUAAUUUUAUACUUUGAAAAAAACAAAAGAGAAAAAAAAGACACUUUUGCACAUUAUUGAAUUGCAGAGCAGAUUCAACAAUUUACCAAAUGAAGGAUGAAAAACAAUAUAAUUCAUUUUUUACACAUAUUUGUAUUGUUAGACUUGUAUUGAGAAAUUACCUUUUUGUGUUAUUUACAUGUAAGUACUGAAGUACUUCGGCUGGUUGAGCAGUGACCAAUUCUUAAUGGAAAGUUUGUGUGAGCGUGUGUGUGUGUGUGUGUGUGUGUGUGUGUGUGUGUGUGUGUGUGUGUGUGUGUGUGUGUGAGCGUGUGUGUUAUUACUGUAAGUAUGAGUGUGUAUAAGAACAUGUACAGUGGUGCUCCAAUAUGUAUGUAUUUGUGUGUGUGUUGGCACACAUUGGCAUGCCUACUUUUGCAUAAAUGUAGUACGAGUUGUGUAAUAUAUUUAGAAGUGUAUGUAACAAAUCUUUUUUGUAUUAUAUCAAUACACAUUUAAAAUGAUCGUUUGUCCUUUUGGGAGAUGCAACACUCAAACUGUUAGCUUAGCUUAGCAUUAAGACUGGUAGCAGGGGGAAUGUUUUAACAUUGCUUGGCCUGAGGUGAACUAAAUUAAACCACCAACAUUUAUUUUGAGGUAUCCUAACAUUUUAUCUUUCUUAGUGUAAAAAGUGUCCCUAUUUUAAGAGGGCUAAAGCUCCAGAUAUUUCUUAAAGAACAGUUGAACCUCCUGAUGUUAACUUUUCUUUCUUUCUUUAUUAAGACCCCCAUUAGCACCAGCAUACGCAUCGGCUAUUCUUCCUGGGGUCAACACACAUCCCUUUAUACACACUUUUACAAAGAACAAUAUAACAAACAAACAAACAAAGACAAACAACAACACCAGCUCCUCUAGGGGAAUUCAAGUUCAUACAGAAGAGGAAAUUAAAUAAACGACCAUCUUUUUCACAAACAUUCUGCAGAAGAACACAAAACAAUCGUCUUCAGAUUUUCCUUCAUACAAAUCAUAUAAUGUACCAAUUCACCUACAUUUUUACAUUUUGAUGAACAUAAAUCAUUGUCUGAAUGACCUUUAUAACUAAAUCUGUAACCAUCCUUUUUACAGACAUUAAUUCCAAGAAAAGAGAAACAAAAUACAUUUCACAUUCUGCCAAACAGGCACAUUUACACCUUAUUUUACACUCAAUUUAGCAGUUCACUCACCUGGAUUUCACAGCUCACACUGACAUGCAGGAAAGACCCUUUGCCAUGCUAAAACAUUUUUCCAUAUAUUAAACAACGAUGCUCAAAUAGGGAGAGAAUAGAUGGGGAUUGAUGAGAUUUUCCAUCCUUUGGGCAAAACAAAGCUUGCUGUUUUUUGUGUUUACAGUAUUCAUGCUAAGCUAAACUAAACUAACUAGAUGCUCUUGCUCUGUCUUGCUCUGUAACCGCUGCGAGAGAGGAUUGAUUUUUCUUUACUGUCCCGACAACAUAUCGCAAAAUAACAUUUUCCAAAAUGUCAAACUAUUCCUUUACUUUUCUGAAGAGUAUUUGAAAGAGCUAUACACAAAUGUUACAUAGCCAAGCAAACAAUGAUAUUUUAUGUUUUUUUCACCAUAUUUAUUUGAGUUUUAUAAAACAGGACCGCAGUAUUUACCACUAUAGGAAGCACAUUUAUCUUAGAAAACAAUAUGCCAUGUAUAAAGCACAGAGUAGACAGUGUUUAUAUUCAAACACAUUCAUUCAUAGCCUCUUUGCACACAUGUAGUUUAACAUAGUUUUAAGCAAUGUACAAACAUCACACUUUGUUAUUCUUUGGCCUAAAUGCUAUUUCCCUGCAAAGUCGCUCAUGCACAUCGAGCUUAAUUGCCUCUGUGUGUGCUCUGUCCUCUAAACAAUUAGGCACAAUUAAGUGUUUCAGGGCCUUGGCAGCGAAGGCGCCAAUGAAAUUCUUCAGCUUUAUUUUCCCUUCAUUAUGUUCAGUGAUUUCUGUUUUUCUGUGGUUGGACUCCCUGCACAUGACUUGUGGAACAUCAAUGCAUGCAUUACUGUUCAACACCAAAUAAAAUGUAGAUCUAUUUUGAAGUACAAACACUCUAGUGAGAGUCAGAGUGAUGUUGCUUUGUGUGUUCAUUUAAGAAAACAGCAGUUUUAGAGCAGUUAAUAGGAUCUGAUUACUUCUUAAUCCAAUUAGAAAAUAAAAGCUUUUUUUUAACUUUUUUUGCAUGGUAUAGUUUUUUUAAUUUGGUCUAAUGCUUAAGGCUCCCAUACAGCCACAACAUGUGACCUCUUCUGUAACAAUGAUUUCAAUAUCUUGAAACUGAUUUGUUGUCUAACAUGACAAACAAGUGAACAGCUUUUAUUUCCAUUAAAUAAAAGGGGAAAAGUUUAACAGUCAGACUGUACUCAUUCCAUUUAAUC
Messenger RNA from Labrus bergylta (ballan wrasse), 5420 nucleotides. RefSeq names its product NELL (neural EGFL like) family member 3 (gene nell3). Lineage: Eukaryota; Metazoa; Chordata; Actinopteri; Labriformes; Labridae. The record is from RefSeq and is a predicted model, not a curated record. Gene Ontology annotation, molecular function: calcium ion binding; heparin binding; protein binding.